This is a messenger RNA of Ictalurus punctatus (channel catfish), 7765 nucleotides long. RefSeq names its product glycosyltransferase family 92 protein F13G3.3. The coding region runs from base 3805 to 5190 and encodes 461 amino acids. The record is from RefSeq and is a predicted model, not a curated record. Lineage: Eukaryota; Metazoa; Chordata; Actinopteri; Siluriformes; Ictaluridae. The transcript is spliced from 2 exons.
CCCCCCCCCAAAAAAAAAAUUAUAGUUUCCAUUAAAACCAAUAUAAUUCCCAUUAUAAACAUUAAAAUCAUUACAAAUUCUAUGAGGGUUUCGUUUUUUCAGCACAGUACUGCAGUAACCUCCUGGAUGCUUUUUCAGAAUUAUAUAUACAUUCUUUGUACCUCAUUAGUGCCAUACCCUUUUACGACAUCCUUUUCAACCUUCGAAAGCUUUGUUAAUUUGUAGCCAAUGGAGAAUAUCUAGUUGAAUUUAGCAUGAAUGCUGUCAUGUGGCAGCAGUGCAAUACAAAUAGAAACCAUGCAGCUAUAGGUCAAGAGCCUCAGCGAAAGUUCACAUCAACCACCAAAAUGGGGGAAAUGUGCUCUCAGUUUGUUUAACCUUGACAUGGUUGUUAGUGAUUUAGGCUACAUUUACAUUUAUUCAUUUAUCAAACACUUUUAUCCAAAGCGACUUACAAAUGAGGAAAUACAAGCAAAAGUAGGCUAGACUAUUUCAGUAACUGCUGAUUUCCUGGGAUGUUCAUGCAUAACAGUCUCUGGAGGUUAUGCAGAAUGGUGCAAAAAGAGAGAGAAAAAAAAGUAAGCAGCGGUUCAUGCAGGCGGAAACGAGCUGACAGUAAGGCUACAAUAGCUUACAUAUCCAUCCUUUACAACCGAGGUGAGAAGAAGCAUCUCAGAAUGAGCAACAAACUGAACCUUGAGUAGGACUGUUACUAUAACUACUUUUCUUGGAGGAUAUAUUGAACCAGAAAUAAUUGCGAUAAACCAUAUUAUUGUCAUUUUAAAACCAUUUUAUACCACCGAUUUAACAAUAUUGUAAUAGCAUAGUUUUUGUCUUCUGACGAAAAUAUCCUUUAAAUUUAGUCAAUAUUUUGUCAUGACAUUCAUUUUAUAGUCAAUGUAUUCUGACUAAAAUGGCAUCAAAUAUAAGUCAAUGGCACCGCAAGUUGAGAAAAUGCAAAACUUACAGCAAAUAUUCACACAUUUUAUACAUUAACUUAAACAUGUAUCAACAAAAACCUCUGAAUACUGCACUCGUUGUGAAAUAAUAACAAUGAGUACACUAUUGUAAUGCAAUAUUGUGAAUUCUUUAUACUUUAGUUAUUCAUUGUCCGUAUUUUCGUGUGUUGAUACGGAAAGAACGUAUUCACAACGUGAUACCAUUCUACCUAGCGCAUUGCUUUAGUUCACUUGUGCAUUCACGUCAUUUUGUGCAGAAGCGAGUUGUAGUAUUAGGUUUAUGUUGUGUAAAUGUCUUGUUUGGGUGAGUACCCAGCUAGUUAAGUGCUUCAGUUUACCUCUUUUCAUUCACUCUUCAGCUUCAGCACACGCAGUUUAAGCAGCUCAAUCCCAGACAUUAUUGAGUAUGACUGGAUUAUUUUAAACACUCACGUUUUUUUUUAUUUUUUCUAAAUUUUUCUUCUUCUUCAAAAAAAACAUUGUUAGUGCAUUGGUUAUAUUUUAUAAUUUUUUCAGCAGUAUGUUUUAAUUAAAUUGGUGCUAGUGCUUACUACACAUCAUAAAUUUGAAUGCACAGUUUUUGCAUUCAAAUGUGCAUUUUUAUCUUAAAUUUGACAAAUAUUCAAAGUAAAUUUAGUUUAACAGCCGUAGUUAUUGAUCUAGUUCCGUUUUCUCGUUGUGUAUUUUCCCUGAAUUUGCUGUUCGCUGAUCACCUGACCUGUUCCUGUGAUUUGUUUAAUGAGUUGGAUUAACAAUUUGGAUUUGUCUGCUUGCCUCUCAAAUAAAAUGCUUAAACUGCAUCUCUACUCACCGGACAUGGCAUGAUGAUGUUUAUUCUUAUGUAAACAAACACACAUGUAAACACAAUGGGCAAUAUCAAGGUCAGCAAAAAUGAUCGAGGUCAUGUCCAUAUAUAGUAUAAUAAGUCAAUAAAGUCAAGUAAUUAUCGUGACAGAUCUAACCUUGAGGCAGAUGGGCUACAACCCCAAAAGACCUAAUCAAGGUCUACUCCAGUCAGCCAAGAACAGGAAUCUGAGGCUACUGUGGGCACACAUUCCUUUAUGGCCACAAUUUACACACAUAACAGCUACUUAUAAUGGCUUCUUAUAAUGGCUACUUCCAGCAUGAUAAUGUGCCAUGUCAACAAGAACAAGUCAUCUUUAAUUGGUUCCAUGAACAUGACAGUGAGUUCAGUGUACUUCAGUGGCCUCCCCAGUCAUCAGAUGUGAAUCCAGUACAGCACCUUUGGGAUGGGUGGAACACCAGAUUUGCAGCAUGAAUGGGCAGCUGACAAAUAUGCAGCAAUUAUGUGAUCCCAUCAUAUCAAUAUGGACCAGAAUUUCCAAGCAAUGUUUCCAACACCUUGUGGAAUCCAUACCUUGAAUAAUUUACAUUGUUCUGGGGAACUCUUCUUUUUGGUGCAUGCAGAUAAAAAUCAUUUGGAAGCCUUUUUAUUAAUUGGGUAGGUUUCCCCUUGCUGCAAUGGACUAAUUAUAGAUGCCCCUGUAAACUGGUGAAGAACAAUCUAAGGAUGGGGUUAAUGACAACCCCAGUGUAAAGCUUAAUAUUGUUUUUCAGUUUUCAGUAAGCCUAUGUAAACGUCUGAUAAUGGUUUGUGCAUCGAUGCAGAAUCUUUUAAGAGAUUUACACCCUGAAGAGGUCCUCAAUCGCCCCCUAGUGUCAGGACUGUGUAUGACAACUGCCACUACCAAAUAAUAAUAAUGUAUGGUCCUUCAUACCAUCAUGCCAGACUGUCUGAAUUGUAAACAACUCCAGGAUUCCAACCAUGUAAUUGAGUUGAGUUUUUAGUCUUGCUGCAUUUAUGAGUCACUUGGUUUGAAGCAUUACCAGUGCAUAACUUUAUUUAAAAUAUAUGCAUAUAAAGCAUGUAAGCAUUCAUUUAACUUGUAACUACUGUAAAUUUGAUGCUGCAGUGGUAGUUUUGAACCUGAUUAGGAUAUCUCUGCCUCAGACCGACUCGUAUUAUAAACAAGGUGCUUCAAUUUCAAGUGAAGCCUUAAAAAGUCCUGUCUUAUUUCGUACAACCCACUUUUUAAGGAUGUAUGUCGCUCCAUGCUAUUACACCCAAAUGAUUUACUGAACCUGAAUCGGACAGUUCAUUGCAAAGCAACGCAGCAUUACAUAUAUAAUAUCUUAGAAUUAACAGAUUAAUAAAAUGUCCAACAAAAACACAUCAAAUCCUAGCGUACUAUUAGAAUAGAUUUGACAAUAUGUGAAGUAGGACUCAUAAAUACAUAAAUACCAGCUUGUGCAUUGCUAUUUUUCCCUGGCACAUCUGUCACUUACCAUUUAAAGUACAUUCGCUUUUUUUUUUUUUUUUCUUAGAGAUUGCUAUGAAAAUAACAUGACUUUGCAUGACCGAAUUAGUUGUUUACAGUAUCGGUCACUUGCGCAGGGGACCCAGAUGAGGGAUUUGAAUUGAAACUGAAACAGUUGAACUUUUUUCUUGGUUUGUUUGAAAGAAAAUCUCAAAUAUUUUUUUACAGAAUGUAUUUUGUUGUUUGACAUACAUGCAUUUUACAGAACUUUUGCAAAGAUGUAAAAGUAGUGUAGAGUAUAAUCCUGAAGAAGAAGAAUACAUAGUCCUGCAUUAUUGAUCUGCUGCUCAAACUGUUUGAACACAUCUGACCACCACAGGAGAGCAAAGGGAGGCCUCAACAGUAGCGUUUGCCCUUUUGUCAGGUGUCAAAUUUGAUUCCACAGCAAUCAGUGGCUGGGAGACAAGGGAACAAAAUUGGUAUCUGGGUGGGAGUGAUGUUUUGCUCUCUGUCCCCUGUCAAUCACAACGACACUAGGCAAUUUGCAGGCAUCUGUGAGAUCAUGUAUGGAGAAGCAGGCAGUAAUGCUUUCCUCGGGGGCAUCACACAUCUCACAGCAUUUUGUUUUUAAAAGGACCCUCUUCAUCACAAUUAUCUUUUUUGUGCUACUGUAUUUCUUUUAUUUCCUCACUGGAGUAAAAAAUAUGAAGAACUUCAAGCCUAUUGUUUUAUACCCUCAAUUUAAAAGGAAACCGCCACCCUUGAUAUCAUGUGGCGUGCCAGUGCAAAAUGAUCCAAUCAUUAAAGUCAACAAUCUUAAAACAUAUCUGGUCGGCUCCUACAUAGAGCACCGUCAGGAGGUGAAAAUGAUAAAGACGAUCGCUAUAGUGCUUCGUAGUGAAACCACAAAGUAUAACUGCUUGCUGUGCUGCAGCGGACAGACGACAUCCGUACCCGCAAUGUACAACAUUCACUCUGACCACUUUGGGUUUGAAUACGGUACGGCUGAUAUUACCUGCCAAUUACCAGAAAACUGUACAACGCCGACACAUGUGGCAAUCACUUCCCGAUCAUCUAAAAAGGAUGGAUCCUCACAGGACAUUCACACCUUCCAACCUGUCAGGAAUCAGCAGAAGCAGGAAGUCUUUCCUUAUGAGUUUACAGUCUGCAUUUCUGUCAUGUAUGAUUAUGACAAUGUUCUGGAGCUUGUGCAGACCAUGGAGAUAUUCAAGAUACUCGGAGUCCAGAAGGUAGCUAUUUACAAAACCAGUUGCCUUCCCAAAACACAGAAGGUCCUGGAUUACUACAUCAAGCAGAACUUUGUGGAACUUAUCCCCUGGAAAGUAAAUUCUUACAUCAAGGUGUCCAGUGGCUGGCAGAAAUCGGUUUCAUCAGGAGAGCUGCAUUACUACGGCCAAAUUGCGGCACUCAACGACUGUGUGUAUCGUUACAUGUACCAGACUCGCUAUGUAGCUCUGCAAGACUUGGAUGAAAUUAUUUUACCUAUGAAUUUAAAAAACUGGACAGAGCUCCUGCCUGAACUGGAGAGGAAAUACAAUCAGAUUGGUGGCUUUGAAUUUGAGAAUAAUUAUUUUCCUGUUUCCUUCACGAAUUCAAGCCCUAAGUAUUCUCCAGACUCCUGGAAGAAGGUUACAGGAGUAAACAUUUUAGAACAUAUCAUUAGAAUAAGCAAUGAUCCGACGAAAUUCAAUAACUUCAAAGUGAUUGUUAAUCCUCGCUUAGUGUUUCAGACUACAGUCCACGGACUUUUGCAGACUGUGAGGAAUAGUGUCAGAGUGGACCCUCACAUUGCCCGUAUGUAUCACAUGAGAUCCAUUCCAAAAGAAAUCUGGGUAACACAUUCCCAAAUACAGGACACACAUCUGAGGGACUAUGCGGACAGUCUGAUCCCGGCUGUUUCUAAAGUCCUUCGAGAAGCAUUGGGCAUUUAAAAUAAUGCAUCACUAAUCUGUGUUAAACCAGAAAACUAUUUGUGAAAUGUAUGGUUAGGGGCAUGAUGUGGUAAGAGUAUAAAAUUUAUUUUAUUUAAACUUGCCAGGAUACUGUUUACAAAUGCCAAAAUCACUGUAAUAAGUUUAGGUGGAGGGAAAUUGAUCUGAAUUGUACGAGAUAGGAAGCAAUAAAUGCCUUGUAAGAACUGUUUCACUUUGUCAUUUCCCCCUUUUCUUUUUGCACAGGAAAUGAAACCAGCAGACCAUGGCAAUUUAAAUGAUAGUUCUAAGCAUUUAUUUUAGCAAUGUUAAAAUGGAGGGAAAGUUGUCAGGAAACACAAAAAUAACACAAAGCAUGUGAAUGUCCCUUAGCACAUUAUUUGCAAAAAUAAAACAGCUUAUUUGAAUGUCAACCUUUAUAUCCUAAUUAGUAUUUAAAUGGUUUUAUCUUCAGGUGUUGAUUCCUGAUUCCUAACAUUUAUAAUUACAACAGAUGUCCUUCAGCAACAAUACUUAACACACACAUAUUCCAUCUGAAUAGUACUUAUAUUGGCAGUGGACAAAUAGACAAUAAUAUAUAUGUGUGUGUAUGUGUGUGUGUGUGUGUGUGUGUGUGUGUGUUUACCUUUCCCAACACACAGAAAUUUAAGUAACUUCUUUCCUCCUCAUCCAGACUCUCUCCACCUGUAAUCAAAUGUAAUCAAAACUGCAAAACUACAUUUGUUAGUAUUUUGCAUACACCAUGUUGAAGCAUACAGAAGAUCCCAGUAAGUACUUCAACCUUAUGGAAUGAGAUAAUCUCAAUUUCUGAUGCAGAAAAACUAGUUCAUGCGUUCAUGACCUCAAGACUGGAUUAUUGUAAUGCACUUCUAGGUGGUUGUCCUGCAUCCUCCUUAAAUAUACUACCGUGAGUAGAUACAAAAUGCAGCUGCUGGAGUGCUUACUAGAUCAUGAAAAUAUGAACAUAUUACCCCAAUUAUAUCAUCACUAAUUUCUAUCACAUUACAAUCCUUCACGCUCUUUAAGGUCACAAAACUCUGGACUUUUGAUAAUACAGAGGAUAUCAAAGUCAACUAAAGGAGGUAGAACUUUUUCACAAUUAGCUCCUAAACUCUGGAAUAGCCUUCCUGAUAAUGUUCAGGGUUCAGACAUACUCUCUCAGUUUAAAUCCAGAUUAAAAACACAUUUCUUUAGUCUAACAUUCACAUAACGCUUCCCAUAAUGUUGUACUGCAGUCAUGUCUGAUAAAACAAUAACAAAUGUACAUGGCCAUCUCUGCCUGAAAUGCACUGAACAGCAGCUACGCUAAUCCUUCUCCAUUUGUCUCCUCUUCCUAAUCAGUGAAUGUGACAACUCCAGCUCAGAACCAGCCUCUAGGAAGAUUCCAGAUGACACCAACACCCACGAAAAUCUGACCGUUCUGCUCUCCGGGCCGGCUUUGAUCGUCCUGGUACCCUGCUUCUGGAAUUCUCGUUGCUUGGAGGCCAGUCACUGUUGCCGAGGAUGGCCCCCUAUGGACAACCUGGGGACACUUUGAAGCCGUGGAGAAGGCAUUGGACUGCAAUUGAUGCGGGCAGUUUUGGUGCGGUGUCUUGGAACUGCAUUUGCGCUGACUGUUUUGGACUACAAUUGCACAGACUUUGUGCCCGGGUCUCCAUCGGUGGACAGUUCAUAAUUCCAGCGGAAUAGACUUCAUGUUGAGAUUGUGGUGAUUUCCUGAUUACACAGUUGCACUAUUUGUUUUAUCGUAUAGCACACAGUUAUGGAAGGGAAUUAUUUUAAAUUACACAAUCCGGUGUCAUCCAGAUGAGGAUGGGUUCCCUUUUUGAGUCUGGUUCGUCUCCAUGUUAGAUAUUCCCAUUACCUUUUUGAAAGUUAACAAUAACGUAGCAUUACAGCUAUUCACCAUGAUGUAAUAUAGAGAGUGGGUUAAGGUUAAAUACAUUUAGCAAGUGUUUUGGACAAGGCAAGCUGUAGUAAUUAGCAUUAGGAGGAUGGGUUAGGGCCAUGUUUCUUCGUGUGUUCGGUGAACGUUAAUGCUGGUGAACAGGUGCAGACAGUCAGUGGCUAAUGAAACUUGCUAGCUCAGUAAUGUCAAGGUCAAAAGUUCUUCACAAGGUUAACGUGACAACAAGAGAGGUUGGGGGUUACAGUAGGUUGAAAUGAUUUCCCCGAUCUCUGUAAUGUUGAUGUCUCUGUAACUUAAUUAGGUUGUGCAAAAAAAUUGGUAGUGAGGUGCUAAAGGCUGGACAAUAAAUAUUAUCUAGUUAGCUAGAUUUUCCUGGUGAGUCUACAGCACCAUUUUGUUCAUUAGGAGAGUGGAGGUCACAUUUCCAAAAUGACACAAUUUGGGAUUCUGUAAUGCAAUUUCUCAGUUAAAGCCCAAAGUCAUUUAUCCAUAUUUUGUAACUAACAACUAACCAACACUCUUUUUGCUCUUUUACAGCUUUUCAAAUGGAAGGGAGUGGGACUCCUGUCUUCCCAGAUGGCAGGGAGAUUUGUAAGAUGCAUCAACUCCAAUUCUUAAAUCUGUCAAAUGUUUUAAUGAUUUUAAUAAAAUGUCACCUGAAUUUCA